Molecule: messenger RNA, 3195 nt
Organism: Chroicocephalus ridibundus (black-headed gull)
Lineage: Eukaryota; Metazoa; Chordata; Aves; Charadriiformes; Laridae
Gene: SLC2A1
Product: solute carrier family 2 member 1
Exons: 10
Coding region: 54-1526 (490 amino acids)
Biological process (GO): response to insulin; dehydroascorbic acid transport
Cellular component (GO): basolateral plasma membrane; apical plasma membrane; plasma membrane
Molecular function (GO): D-glucose transmembrane transporter activity
Source: RefSeq, a predicted model, not a curated record
CCCCCCCCGGCCCGCCGCCCGCCCCGCCGCCCCGCCGCCGCCCCGGGGCCGCCAUGGACACCGGCAGCAAGAUGACGGCUCGCCUGAUGCUCGCCGUGGGAGGAGCGGUGCUGGGUUCCUUGCAAUUCGGCUACAACACUGGCGUUAUCAACGCUCCGCAAAAGGUGAUUGAGGACUUCUACAACCGUACCUGGCUGUACCGAUAUGAGGAGCCCAUCAGCCCUGCCACCCUCACCACACUCUGGUCCCUCUCAGUCGCCAUCUUCUCCGUCGGAGGCAUGAUCGGAUCCUUUUCCGUGGGGCUCUUUGUCAAUCGCUUCGGACGGCGCAACUCCAUGCUGAUGUCCAACAUUCUUGCCUUCGUGUCCGCUGUCCUCAUGGGCUUCUCCAAGAUGGCUCUCUCCUUCGAGAUGCUCAUCCUCGGCCGUUUCAUUAUUGGCCUCUAUUCCGGCCUCACCACUGGUUUCGUGCCCAUGUAUGUGGGGGAGGUGUCACCCACUGCACUGCGGGGCGCGCUGGGGACCUUCCACCAGCUCGGCAUCGUCUUGGGCAUCCUCAUCGCACAGGUGUUCGGUUUGGACUUGAUCAUGGGAAACGACUCGCUCUGGCCGCUGCUCCUGGGGUUCAUCUUCGUCCCUGCCCUGCUGCAGUGCAUCAUCCUGCCCUUCGCCCCCGAGAGCCCCCGCUUCCUCCUCAUCAACCGCAACGAGGAGAACAAAGCCAAGAGCGUCCUCAAGAAGCUGCGGGGCACGACGGACGUCAGCAGCGACCUCCAGGAGAUGAAGGAGGAGAGCCGGCAAAUGAUGAGGGAGAAGAAGGUCACCAUAAUGGAGCUCUUCCGUUCCCCCAUGUAUCGCCAGCCCAUCCUCAUCGCGAUUGUCCUGCAGCUCUCCCAGCAGCUCUCGGGGAUCAACGCGGUCUUCUACUACUCCACCAGCAUCUUCGAGAAGGCUGGCGUGGAGCAGCCCGUCUAUGCCACCAUCGGCUCCGGUGUGGUGAAUACGGCUUUCACGGUCGUUUCGCUCUUCGUGGUGGAACGAGCCGGACGCAGGACCCUCCACCUCAUCGGCCUGGCGGGGAUGGCGGGCUGUGCGGUGCUCAUGACCAUUGCGCUGACGCUGCUGGACCAAAUGCCCUGGAUGUCCUACCUCAGCAUCGUGGCCAUCUUCGGGUUCGUGGCCUUCUUUGAGAUCGGCCCAGGCCCCAUCCCUUGGUUUAUCGUGGCAGAACUGUUCAGCCAAGGCCCUCGUCCCGCUGCCUUCGCUGUUGCCGGCCUCUCCAACUGGACCUCGAACUUCAUCGUGGGCAUGGGCUUCCAGUACAUCGCGCAACUCUGCGGCUCCUACGUCUUCAUCAUCUUCACGGUGCUGCUCGUCCUCUUCUUCAUCUUCACCUACUUCAAGGUGCCGGAGACGAAGGGUCGGACCUUCGACGAGAUCGCCUCGGGUUUCCGGCAGGGGGGAGCGAGCCAGAGCGACAAAACCCCGGACGAGUUUCACAGCUUGGGCGCCGACUCCCAGGUCUAACCCCCGCCGCGGCCCCCCCCGGCCCCACCUUCUCUCCUGAGUUUUGGGUUUUAUUUUUUCAAAUCUUUUGUACAGAAACCAGGACGGAGGGAGCGCGGGGGGGCGGCUCUCGUGCAGACACCCCCUUUUCCAGACUCCCCCCUGGUUUAUCGGGGACAGACUGACCUAUUUUAUUAUUUUUUGGGGUUGUUUUUUUUUUUUUUUUCUGCUAGGAACGAUUUAUUAUUAUUAUUAUUAUUUUUUUUUUUUUUUUUUAGCUGGUUUCGCGUCCAGGAUUUCAAAGCCAAUGGCUGUUUUACAAACCGACCGCGCAGCCUCCGCCAGCGGGAGGGGCGGCUCCCAUUUUUAACGACGCGAUAGUUUAUUUAACGAGAAAUCACGUAGCGGAAGUUUUUAAAGCUGGAGAGUUACGGUUGUUUUGGUUUUUUUUAACGUUCUAAUCGUAGGGGGAAAAAAAAAAAAUCACGUAAAUUGACUAAAUCUAAACCAACGAUUUUUUUUUUUUUUUAAAAAAAAACAAAACACAAAAACAAAAACGAAACCGAGUUGUUUUUUAAAGCAGUCUAAUUGAUUUCAAGCCCCCGGUGGGUUCGCGAAGGGGAAUUUCCCUGUGCUGAGGACGGAGCGGUGGGAAAGGCCGAUAUCCCGGAGCGCCGGCUCCUCUCCUCUGCCUGAAUUUCAGCCGGGAGGGGAAGAGGAGAAGCCGGGCCGGGGCCGGGGGCGGGUGUCUCUCUUUUUUUUUUUUUUUUUGAGUGGGGGGGGUUAAUCUCGGCAAUAUUUGCCACACACUACAGCAACACCCCCCCCCACCCCUGCAUCGUCAUCGCUGCCACCUCCGGCCCCGGACUCACCCAACCCCAGCGUCACGCGGACACAUCCCUUUCCCGCUCUGUGUAUAGACUGGAAGAUAUUUAUAUUAUAUAUAUUUUUGUUCAAUGGUUGUUAAUAGUAGACAUUUAAGUUAUAGCGUUUCUGAUUUGACAAGCAACGUACUGUAAAUAUUCUUGGAGUAUAUUCACACUGUAUAAUGUAUACAAAAAGGUACAGAUGCAAAGGUAUAGUUUCUAUAGCGACUAAAAAUGCUUGUACAUGGUUAGGACGACUUUUGUAUAGUUCAUUACCUGCACUGUAGUUGUAUCUAUUGCACUGAAUUUCAGGCUGUAGUAUAUUAAAAGAAAAAAGAGAUAAUACUGUCCUUUUCAAGAAAAAAAAAACCAAACAAAAAAAAAACCCCCAACAAAAAAACAAAACCAAACCCUCACAAAACUCAUCCCUUCUCCCCGCGCGCAGCUGGUGUGGGAGCUACUGGCACAUUCCCAAAGCCGCAGGCAGUCGGGUUUUUUUUUUAAAGUAGUAAUUUUUUUUUUCUUUUUUUUUUUUUUAAUUUAUUUGUCUGGUUUGGAAGUGAUGACGCUUGACCGCGCUUGAAAGAAAAUAAAGGUAGGGAGGUGAGAGGAGGAGAAGAGAGAAAGAGGAAAGAGAAGAGAAAAAAAAAAAAAAAAAAAGAUGUAAAACUACCCUGCGAUCUCACCCGGUCGCGCCUCGGCGCAGCACGGCACCGCGCAGCGUGCAUGUGUGUGUUUUUUUUUAUUUGAAAGAAAUACAUAAAAAUAAGUGCCAAGAGGAAGGUGUGUGGUGUGCUAACAAUAAAGGAGAAUGUAUGCAGCGA